UCUGACAUUAUUCUGAUCUCUUCUUCUUUGAUCUUAAUUCCGGUGAACAAUGUCGUCGCCUUACUUGUCGGAAACAAGGUCGCCGCUUCCUUUGCUGUUCCGAAGGCAUUCGAGCGGCGAAAUGAAGAACUUGGCCUCAGUCUCCAGCAGCCUCUUACCUGCCUUUGGAACCGUCGUCGAUGAAGGACACCCUCGUCUCAAGAAAUUUGUCAUUGCACCUUAUGAUAGAAGAUACAGGUGGUGGCAGACAUUUCUGGUGGUGUUGGUGGUGUAUUCUGCAUGGGCGUCGCCGUUUGAGUUGGCUUUUAAGAAAGUGGUAACGGGUUCUCUCAUGAUCGUUGACUUGAUUGUGGAUUCAUUCUUUGCCAUUGAUAUUAUCCUCACUUUCUUUGUGGCUUACUUGGAUAAAACAACCUAUCUUUUGGUAGAUGAUCACAAGAAAAUUGCUGUAAGGUAUCUUACAAAACUUUGGUUCCCAAUGGACGUGGCGUCAACUCUACCGUUUCAGCUCAUAUACAGAAUCUUCACAGGCGAACUGCACCGUGGUGAGACGUUUGGCUUCCUCAAUUUGCUUAGGCUUUGGCGACUCCGGCGCGUUAGUCAACUCUUUUCGAGACUAGAGAAAGACACGCGCUUUAGCUACUUUUUGAUAAGAACCUGCAAACUAAUCAGUGUGACACUAUUUGCAGUGCACUCAGCUGGGUGCUUCUACUUCUGGCUGGCGGCCCACCACAAAUCACCAGCGAACACGUGGAUAGGAAGCCAGGUGGACGACUUUAAGCACAGGAGCAUCUGGUUGGGGUACACCUACUCCAUCUACUGGUCAAUCGUCACUGUCACCACCGUCGGAUAUGGCGACCUUCACGCGGUCAACACAGGGGAGAAGGUCUUCAACAUGAUCUACAUGCUCUUCAACAUUGGCCUCACUUCUUAUCUCAUUGGAAACAUGACCAACUUGAUUGUCCACAGCGCUGUGCGAACCUUUGCCAUGAGAGAAGCAAUCAAUCAGGUGCUGAGGUAUGCAAGCAAGAACAGACUUCCAGAGGGAUUGAAAGAACAAAUGCUGGCACAUUUGCAACUCAAGUUCAAGACAGUAGAGUUACAGCAAGAAGAAGUGCUUGAGGAUCUUCCUAAAGCAAUAAGAUCAAGCAUCGCCCAACACCUAUUCCAUCGCACUGUUGAAAAGACCUACCUCUUUAAAGGAGUCUCUGAAGACCUUAUUGUUCAAUUGGUUUCGGAGAUGAAAGCGGAAUAUUUUCCGCCGAAGGUCGACAUUAUCUUGCAAAACGAGAUUCAGACAGAUUUCUAUAUUUUGGUGACAGGAUCAGUGGACGUGAUUGUAUACAAGAAUGGUACAGAGCAGAUUGUGUCAAAACUAGGAUCUUCAGAUAUGGCAGGAGAAAUCGCAGUACUUCUCAACAUACCACAACCUUUUACAGUGAGAACAAGGAGGCUUUCUCAGGUCAUUCGAAUGAGUCAUAAUCAUUUCAAGCAAAUACUGCAGCCAGACAAUGAAGACGCAAAGACUUUACUCUCCAAUUUUAUUGAGUACCUGAAGAGCUUAAAACCAGAUAUGAUUGAAGCAAUACCCUUUCUCACAGAUUUAUUGAGGGACCUAAACAGAGAGCAAAUAGAACCAAACGAGGAUCCACAUAAUCAAGAAACACCGAGUUAUAACAGAGACCGAAGUUUAGAAGGAAUGACACUUCCUGUCAGAGUGAUAAUCCAUGGAUAUAAUCCCAACGAAACUACAACAGAAGGUGAGACAUCGGGGAAACUCGUACAUUUGCCCGAUUCAAUCGACGAGCUUUUCAGAUUGGCAGAGAAAAAGUUUGGUAAAAAAGGAAGCACGAUUGUCAUGGCCGAUGGCUCACAGGUGGAAGAACUAAAUGCUUUAAGAGAGAAUGACCAGUUGUUUAUCUUUUAAAAGCUAAACAGUACUCAAGAAAAUCGCAAUCUGUAAAAUUUUCCAAACUACCAACCAUCUUAUUGUCUUGUAACUUGUAUGGUAAUAUUGUCUAUCAUAACAUAUGAAAAGAAUAUAGAGCUUACAG
Messenger RNA from Morus notabilis, 2054 nucleotides. RefSeq names its product potassium channel KAT3. Lineage: Eukaryota; Viridiplantae; Streptophyta; Magnoliopsida; Rosales; Moraceae. The record is from RefSeq and is a predicted model, not a curated record. Gene Ontology annotation, molecular function: voltage-gated potassium channel activity. The coding region runs from base 50 to 1927 and encodes 625 amino acids. Gene Ontology annotation, cellular component: membrane. The transcript has 13 exons. Gene Ontology annotation, biological process: potassium ion transport; transmembrane transport.